UCAAUGUGGUAGAAACAUGCAAUGUAUCUUAUUAUGUAUGCCGUCGAAUACACUGUUCAUUCUGAUUACGAUAAAAUUGCUCACGUGUCAAUUUUCAAAUUACAAGAUUAAACAUCUCACCGAUCAAUUGUAUAACGAUUGGAGAAUUUUGAAAAGCCCGCAAGAAUGCGAAAUUAUGAAAACGUAUGCAGCAAAAGCAAGAUUGCUUUCUUUGAUUUAUUCUAUGUUCUAUCUCACAGCUUGUCCGAUCUACCCAUUUACUACCCUUACACCAAAGAUAUUAGACAUCGUCAUGCCCCUGAAUAAAUCCCGACCUAUAAUCAUGCCUUAUCCAGCUCACUAUUUCGUUUAUGACGACACAGAAUAUUUCUACUACAUUUUAUUCCACGCUACCAUUAUUGGUACACUAGUUUUAACGGUUCUAGUCGCGCACGACUGCGUAAUUUUGACUUACAUCGAACAUGUCUGCGGCGUCUUUGCCGUUGCUGGAUUUCGUUUUGAAAACUUGGUAUAUAAGCAUAAUGGAAAGAAAAAUGAUAUGGAUAAGAUAUACAAUCAAAAAAUAGUUUCAUCCAUUCAUGUACAUUGGCGAGCUUUAAAAUUCGCGGAGUCUCUCGAAAAUACCUUCUCUGUAAGUUUAUUUAUGCAAUUAUUAAUGAUUAUCGUCGGAACAAGUGUUACCUUGCUGCAAAUGGCAGUGCAAGUAGAAAAUAUUUUUGAAGUAUACAGAAACGCAACAUUUGUCCUUGCCCAUUUGAUUCAUAUAUUCUGCUUCAGUCUGCAAGGCCAAAAAUUGAUAGAUCACAGUCUAAAAAUGCACGAUAAAAUAUAUAACUGUUCCUGGUAUAAAAUGCCAAUGAAAUCGCAAAGGCUACUUUUGAGUGUGAUGAGAAGAAGCAUGCAGCCGAAUAUGUUAAGCGCAGGAAGAAUAUAUAUCUUUUCAUUAAAAAGCUUUAUGACGGUUCUACAAACUUCGAUGUCGUAUUUUACAGUGCUCGCGUCCUUUCAAUAA
Messenger RNA from Nylanderia fulva, 1012 nucleotides. RefSeq names its product putative odorant receptor 71a. Gene Ontology annotation, molecular function: olfactory receptor activity; odorant binding. Gene Ontology annotation, cellular component: plasma membrane. Gene Ontology annotation, biological process: sensory perception of smell; detection of chemical stimulus involved in sensory perception of smell. Lineage: Eukaryota; Metazoa; Arthropoda; Insecta; Hymenoptera; Formicidae. The record is from RefSeq and is a predicted model, not a curated record.